This is a messenger RNA of Trichoderma aggressivum f. europaeum, 327 nucleotides long. RefSeq lists its product as uncharacterized. Lineage: Eukaryota; Fungi; Ascomycota; Sordariomycetes; Hypocreales; Hypocreaceae. Bases 1 to 327 code for a protein of 108 amino acids. The record is from RefSeq and is a predicted model, not a curated record. The transcript has 3 exons.
AUGGCCUCCAACGAAUACUACCAGCAGGGCUACCCUCCUCAGCAGGGCGGCUACCCUCCGCAAGGCUAUCCUCCCCAGGGCUAUCCUCAGCAGCCCCAAGCUAGCUACGGCCCUCCCCAGGGGCAGUACGGCCCUCCUCAGGGUCAAUAUGGUCCUCCUCAGGGCCAAGCUCCCAUGCAGUACGAGCAGGCUCCUCCCCCGGAUAACCAGCGCGGUCGCGGCGGUGACCAGGGCUGCUUGAUGGGCUGCAUCGCCGCUCUGUGCUGUUGUUGCGCCAUCGAAGAGGGAUGCGAGUGCUGUAUCGAUCUUUGCGAAUGCUUCUUCUAA